Manacus vitellinus (golden-collared manakin) is the source of this 1392-nucleotide messenger RNA. RefSeq names its product deoxynucleotidyltransferase terminal interacting protein 1 (gene DNTTIP1). Gene Ontology annotation, molecular function: nucleosome binding; DNA binding. The record is from RefSeq and is a predicted model, not a curated record. The annotation marks the transcript as partial. NCBI's taxonomy places the organism in Eukaryota, Metazoa, Chordata, Aves, Passeriformes, Pipridae. The transcript is spliced from 13 exons. Gene Ontology annotation, cellular component: nucleus.
AUGAUACCCUUACAACCUAAAAUACCCAUCCCAGUUAUCAGCACCAUUUUCAUAGCUAUUGGAGUUAUCAGUUUCACUGCUGUUGGAGUCAUCAUUGCUAUUGGAAUUGUCAUCAUCGUCGCCAUCAUCACCAUCAUCAUCACUGUCAUUGUAACGGUCAUUGUUGCCAUCAUCACUAUUUUCAUUGCUGUUGGAGUCACCAUUUUCAUUGCUACUGGAAUUGUCACCAUCAUCACCAUCAUCAUCACUGUCGUUGUAACGGUCAUUGUUGCCAUCAUCACCAUUUUCAUUGCUAUUGGAAUCGUCCCCGUCAUCGCCAUCAUCACCAUCACCAUCAUCAUCACUGUCGCUGUCACUACCAUCACUGUCAUUGCCAUCAUGACGCUCAUUUUUGUCACCAUCAUCACCAUUGUCAUCACUGUGAUCGGGGUCAUUGACAUCAUCCUCCUCACUGUCAUCCUGCUGACCCAACAGAAACUCAACCGGGACACAAGGGGAGGCUGGAACAGCGGGACUGGGCCGGGCACCGGCCCGGAGGGAGGAUCUGGGUUAGACCGGGCCGGGGCAGGGGGGUCCCGUGCCUCCCCGUCUGACCCCUCCACCCGCAGCUUCACGGACCCGAGCGUGUCUAUGGACCUGCUGCGCGCUGUGCUGCAGCCCAGCAUCAACGAGGAGAUCCGGGGCGUCUUCAACAAGUACAUGAAGUUUUUCCAGACAGCAGCAAUCAACGUGCGUGAUAAUGUUGGGGAGGAGGUGGACCCGGAGCAGCUCAUCCAGGAGACCUGUCGGAGCUGCCUGGAGCAGGCCAAACUGCUGUUCUCUGACGGCAAAAAGGUGGUUCCCAGGUUGCCCCAUGAGCAGGCAGGGACAAAGCGUGCCCGACAGAUGGAUGAGGAGCUGAGCCGUCGAGGGAGCCCCAUUCCCAAAAAGAGAAAGGGGCGGCCUCCAGGACAGAGCCUGUCGAACGACCGCGGGGUCUCGGGCAUGGCAGCGUGGAAGCUCAAAGUCUCUGAACCUGUGAGAAGGGAUGGACCAAAGUGGGAUCCAUCCCGACUGACUGAAACCACAACCUUUGUGCUGGGAUCUCGAGCAAACAAAGCUCUCGGGAUGGGAGGAACAAGAGGGCGACUCUACAUCAAGCACCCCCACCUCUUUAAGUACGCGGCCGACCCGCAGGAUAAGCACUGGCUGGCAGAGCAGCAGCACAUGAGGGCCACUGGGGGCAAGAUGGCCUACCUCCUCAUCGAAGAGGACAUUCGGGAUUUGGCUGCCAGUGAGGAUUACAGGGACUCGGUGGAUCUGCGGCUGGAGGAGCUGAAACCCUUCAUCCCGCCGGCCUGGAUGACGGAGAAGAUGCAGAAACACAUGGAGACGCUUCGUCGCGGAGGGGAC